CAAAUAUCAUCAUCCAGAAUCGCAACAAGAACGGUCAUGGUUAUUUGACGAUCCUCGGUAUUACUCGAGCUUUCAUUCAAAAGCCUUGUCCUGCCUUGUCUCGCCUUGCCUCGUUGCCAAAGCUGGCCUUGUCCUCGCGCAACUCCGCACCACCACCACCACCACCAUCAACUCACCCACCACAACCGCCCACCAUAGAUUUCUCACACCCACUUUCGCCCGCCAAAAUGGCCGCGGAUCCGAAUCUCAACAUUACACCGGCCUCCCUUCGAGGUAGUCCUUCUGAUCGCAUCAUCAAACCACGUCCUCGCAAGGAUUCUCUACAGUCCAUUUCGGGUUCAGAUGGUCAUCCUGGUCGGGUAGUCAAGCCUCGGGCGCGAAAAUCCCCCGGCUCUGGGGCUAAACGAUCCGAACCUGCUAAACGCAAAUUCAUUUGCUCUUUCUCUCACUAUGGUUGCGAUGUCGCUCUGAGUUCCAAAAACGAAUGGAAACGCCACGUCUCUAUUCAACAUUUGCAGUUGGGCUUUUAUCGCUGCGACGUGGGUUCCUGUAAUCCCGACUUAAACCCAAACGUGCCUGGUCACAAGAGAGCCUACAAUGACUUCAAUCGCAAAGACCUUUUCACUCAACACCAUCGACGCAUGCACAAACCAGAGGCUGGACCAGGUUCAGCGCCCGUCCCACCAUCAGCCGGCGGUGACCCCAAGGACUGGCGAGCAUUCGAGGACAGCCUCGAAGAAGUCCGAAGUCGCUGCUGGGUAGAGAAGCGGAAGCCUCCGCAACGCAGCACUUGCGGCUUCUGCGGCAGAGUCUUUGAAGGUGAAGGCAGCUGGAAUGAACGCAUGGAGCACGUGGGAGGUCACUUCUCUCGCGACAUCGUUGAAGCCAAGGAAGAACGCGAGGAUGAAGACCUUACCAACUGGGCUGUUGCUCAGGGCAUAAUCAAAGAUGCUGGCAAUGGCCAUCACAUUCUCAUCGAUCAGCCUCCCACAGCAAGCGAGCGUCCUUACCUGUCCAGAGAUCGGGAUGUCACCAUGACUGACGCUCCGAGCUCUGAUGGUUUCUCACGUGAUCCGGAACAGUCCCCUUCCUUGAGCGCUUCAUCCAGAAAACUGGAGUCGGACAGAGGGACUUAUACUUACCCCGAACUCGAAAGCCCUCGGGAGGAUCGCCGUAUGAGCAAUGCUUUGCCUCCUAGCACCAAUGGUACUCCACGAGCGCCCUCGGUGCCAUUGCUCGUCCCUGCUGGUUCUGAUCAAAUAAUCGGCGCCGCACCAGGCUCUCCGACCGCUCAGAUGCUCGCUCCUCUCUCACCAACGUCUGCUCAAGCCCAACUCCAACCACUCGGAUCCCCUGAACAACGUAGAGGGUACAACCUAGCACCGCCCCCUUUGAAAGCAGGAAAAUCGGGCUCGGUUCCCCCCGAGCAGGCAGAGUCUGGCAGUGGAGAUAGACUCGAGGAUCUCAUCAAUCAGCUGAUCAAGCCCAAGCCGCCGAAGACCCAUCGACGCUUGACUUGGAAAUGUGACUGUGCUUUGGAGAUGUCGGUCGACCUGGAUGACGCAGACAAACAAGCCGUUGAGAACCUCGAAGGUAUCAGCAUCAUCUGCAGUAAGACGACCAAUCCCUAUCUCAAGGUGGCGAAGACGGGCAAAUACCACGUCGUUGCCUGUGACGAGCUUGCCGACUAUAUCUGGAAAAACACAAAACAACCUGUUGAGAAGCAUGAACAGCCAACCGAGGUCGCUGCUGUCCCAGCGUGAUCAUGGACAUGCUAUGCCAGACAGAGCCGAGAGACAUACGAAGCUAUCUCGGCCAUCCGAAUGGACGACCAUGAGCUGUUCUGAAUCAUAGCUGAAAAACGAGACCGAGUCGACCACCACUAUUUCCCUUUUCCCACAAUCUCUUCUUGCUAUUAUCGAUUGACGCAAGUCAAAAAGCUAUGCAGGUGCUCGACUACAUGAUGGGCGCAAGUAGAAACUGCAGUAC
This is a messenger RNA of Exophiala viscosa, 1989 nucleotides long. RefSeq lists its product as uncharacterized. Gene Ontology annotation, molecular function: DNA-binding transcription factor activity. NCBI's taxonomy places the organism in Eukaryota, Fungi, Ascomycota, Eurotiomycetes, Chaetothyriales, Herpotrichiellaceae. The record is from RefSeq and is a predicted model, not a curated record. The transcript is spliced from 2 exons. Bases 228 to 1763 code for a protein of 511 amino acids.